CAGAGGGGAAAAGCUUUGCAAAUGUCUGUCUGAGAGACAAACUGUGGGCACAUAGAGGCUCAAACUUUAUAUUUUGUGGAUUUUUUAAAUUUUUAUUCCUGUAACAAAGAUGGAUUUACUGGACAGAUAGUGUUUCUCAUGAUACACCGAUGAAUGGAACGGUUUGAACCAUCCUUUUUGGGGGGUUUCAUCGUCGAGAUUUUCACAGAAAACGAAGCGAUGGAGCAUCAGAGAGCAAGUUUCCAGAGUUUAACUUUUAAAUAUGCUGAGUUUUUGUUUUGAUCGUCAAUAAACAAAACAAAACAAAAAAAACCUGUCUCUAUCUGUUGGAGGAAUUCCGGCCUGUCAGCUAUUUUGGUUCCUGUCUUGCUUUCACUAUUUUGUGAAAGGAGAUGUAAAAAGGAAGGAAGGGGAGAGCGAGAGAGAGAACGACAUAGAGAGGAGGGGUGAGAGACGUAUACGGUCCGAGCGUCUCGGCGAGUCUCACUUGUUUUCAGAGGAAGCUGAGAAGAGUACAAGUGACUCUCGUCCAUCACUCUCCUUCUCUUUGGCCCCUGAAGAAGUGAAGAGGCAACAUGGUUCGGUGGUUCCAUAGAGACAUCACAGGCCUGCAGGCCGAGGAAAUCCUGAAGACUCGAGGCAGUCAUGGCAGCUUUUUGGCUCGACCCAGCAAGAAGAACGUAGGAGAUUUCUCCUUGUCUGUCAGGGUGGGCGAGCUAGUGACCCACAUCCGGAUCCAGAACACAGGAGACUACUACGACCUGUAUGGCGGGGAGAAGUUUGCCACCCUGGCAGAGCUGGUGGAGUACUACACGGCCGAGAACGGCAUCCUGCAGGACAAGGACGGCACCGUCAUCGAGCUCAAAUACCCCCUAAACUGCUCCGACCCCACCACAGAGAGGUGGUACCACGGUCACCUGUCCGGGCCGAACGCAGAGAAGCUGCUCGGUGCUCGAGAUGAACCGGGGACCUUCCUGGUCAGAGAGUCGCUGUCCAAACCUGGAGACUUUGUCCUGUCGGUUCAGACGGACGAGAUGAGCAAAAAUGGAAAAAAGAGGGUCUCCCACAUCAAGAUAAUGUGUCAGAAUGACAGGUACACAGUGGGCGGCUCGGAGAUGUUUGACACGCUGACAGACCUGGUGGAUUUCUACAAACGCAAAGGCAUCGAGGAGAUCUCUGGGAACUGGGUUUAUCUCAAACAGCCGUAUUACUCCACCAGGGUGAAUGCAGCAGACAUCGACAGCAGAGUGAAACAGCUGGAUCAGACCACACAGAAGCAGCAGGAGGGCGAGGGAGAGAAGAGCAAGGCGGGCUUCUGGGAGGAGUUUGAUGCUCUUCAGAAGUUUGAAGCGAAGGUGAAAAAGAGCAGAGAAGAAGGCCAGAGGCCUGAAAAUAAGAGCAAAAACAGAUACAAGAACAUUCUUCCCUUCAAUGACACCAGGGUCAUCCUGCAGGACACUGACCCUGAAGUUGUGGGUUCAGAUUACAUCAACGCCAACUAUGUCAGAAACACCCUGUGGGAGUCCGGAGAUCAGAAAGUUUACAUCGCCACCCAGGGGUGCCUCGCAACAACUGUCAAUGAUUUCUGGCAGAUGGUGUGGCAGGAAAACACGAGGGUGAUCGUCAUGACAACAAGAGAGGUCGAGAAAGGACGGAAUAAAUGUGUGCCGUACUGGCCCGACCCUGAUAGCUCCAAGGAGGUGGGUCCAUACGUGGUGACGUUUACCUCAGAGAGGGAAGCUGCUGACUACAAAAUCCGCGUUUUGGAGAUCGCUCCUGUGGACAAGCCAAAUCUAUCUCGAACCAUCUGGCACUACCAGUACAUGAGCUGGCCCGACCACGGCGUCCCUCAGGAGCCCGGCGGCGUCCUCAGCUUCCUCGCUCAAGUGAACUCUAAACAGGCCGGCUUUCGUGAUUCUGGACCCAUGAUCAUCCACUGCAGUGCUGGAAUCGGUCGAACAGGAACGAUUGUGGUGAUCGACAUGAUCAUCGAGACCAUUGAAUCUAUAGGUCUGGACUGUGAUCUCGACAUCCCGAAAUACAUCCAGAUGGUGCGAGACCAGCGCUCCGGCAUGGUGCAGACGGAGGCCCAGUACAAGUUCAUCUACCUGUCUGUGUCCGAGUACAUACAGACCACCAAGGCCAAAGACUGCGCCUCCAUGGAAACUGAGACAGAAUAUGGAAAUCUGCAACUCAAACACCAACCAGCGGCAAGGAAGGUCUCAAAAAACAAGGAGGACGUUUAUGAGAAUCUGUCGAAAGGAAAGAAAGACGCAAAGAAGACAAAGUCAGACAAGAAAAGUGGCUCUGUGAAGAAAAGAUAGAAAGAGGUUUUAUCAAAGUAUGUCAUGUUUUUAUAUUUAUGCAGGCACUCUUUUGUUUGUAUUUUAGCUGAGACAAAAUAAAAUAAAUGAUGAAUGAAAUUAGAGACAGGAUGACCAGGUGACAUCUUGUGUGAAUGCUUGGUUGAAGCGUUUGUUGAGAAUAAAGUCGGAACAUGUGUGAACACUUUGUUUUGUAAUUAAUUCCAGUUAUUUCAACAAAGACAGAUUAGUAGUUGUGGGAGGCUUUAA
Messenger RNA from Centropristis striata (black sea bass), 2573 nucleotides. It is a transcript of the gene ptpn6, whose product is annotated as protein tyrosine phosphatase non-receptor type 6. The transcript is spliced from 16 exons. Gene Ontology annotation, biological process: protein dephosphorylation. Lineage: Eukaryota; Metazoa; Chordata; Actinopteri; Perciformes; Serranidae. The record is from RefSeq and is a predicted model, not a curated record. The coding region runs from base 576 to 2324 and encodes 582 amino acids. Gene Ontology annotation, molecular function: protein tyrosine phosphatase activity.